This is a messenger RNA of Laetiporus sulphureus 93-53, 610 nucleotides long. RefSeq lists its product as uncharacterized. Bases 264 to 557 code for a protein of 97 amino acids. The record is from RefSeq and is a predicted model, not a curated record. The transcript has a single exon. NCBI's taxonomy places the organism in Eukaryota, Fungi, Basidiomycota, Agaricomycetes, Polyporales, Laetiporaceae.
UAACAUGUCAUCUAUAUCUGGAGGUUGGAGGUUGGACGUUAUAACAGCAUAUAAUAGAUGUCAUUUGCGUUGAUUGGCACUAGACAUGUACUCGCGGUGAACCUUCGGAGCCUUGGGUGGCCAUUUCUUCUGGACGUGAGGGACACGUCAAGGUCCUGAAUUUCAUAAAGCAUGUCCAUCAUUGUCCAGAGAGGUUCGGCGAGACUAAUCCAAGGCACAUACAGCCAGCAGAACAGCAGACACGCUCAGUCACGUGCUGGAGUAUGUAUGCGCGUUCUGACGCGUCUGGUCACACAUGCGUCACUCCUGGCAUUCCACCGGGCCCGUCUCCACCAUACGGUAUAGCAGGAUUCGUUUUCGACUGUCCGCUUCUACUCCAACGCCGCACAGAUGAUCCUGCUACGCCGUCUCUGUGUAGGACGUCUGUCGGCCGUGCUGCUCUGUCAGAUCGAAAGGGGGACGGGGAAGAGAUGCGAGCGGCAUAUGACGAGGUAGUGACGGCUGGGAUAUGGAUAUUGCCGCGCCAUAGAUGUCGAGCUGCAUGUAUUUACGAGUGAACGACAGGAGGCGAAAAGGGACGUGGUACCAGUGCACCUGGUGUUAUGUGACU